Messenger RNA from Zychaea mexicana, 1230 nucleotides. RefSeq lists its product as uncharacterized. The transcript has 4 exons. NCBI's taxonomy places the organism in Eukaryota, Fungi, Mucoromycota, Mucoromycetes, Mucorales, Lichtheimiaceae. The coding region runs from base 84 to 878 and encodes 264 amino acids. The record is from RefSeq and is a predicted model, not a curated record.
CUCGAACCUCAACCGAGGCGGGGUAAGCCCUUUCAUUUUUAGCGUUUCGUGUAUACUGCUAUAGCGUGAAUGCCUUUACUGACAUGUCAUCGCAAGUUCCUCGGCAAGAACUUUUGGAGGCAGGACGGAAAAAGCUCAAAGACUACCAACAGAAGCGGAGGAGCAUGAAUACGCCACUGACGCAAACCCAAAGCAUAACAUUGCCAAACAAACGAAUGUCAGCAUCAUCUCUACGAUGGCGAAAUGAUAAAGCUUUGGACUUUCCAUCUACUAUUACUAAUGCGUCGUCUCCAACGGAAUCAACAAUCGCCACUUCACCCACCUCUUUCAACGAAGAAGCAUAUCCUUUACCGCCACCUAGUAUUAUGGCACGACCUGCUCAUCAUCCAACGCCAACGCCUACGGUCUCUACGCCUCCGCCUUCUUCCUCAAAACGAAACACAAAUAGCAGCGGCGAUGGCGGUGGUGGUGGCAAAAUUAGUCGUAGCAAUAAUAGCGGUAGAUCACGAGGCCACGAACGAUCACAAAGCACUCUGCUCCCGCCAAAUUAUGCAUCAGAAUUUCCAAGUACCUGGGCCUACGCAAACUCAUCACAUAUACCAUUGAAGACCACCUCGAAUAUGGAUGAAGCGUUGAUUUGGAUCCAGCAAAACAAUCGUCUGGUACAGGAAAAUCAUCGAUUAAAGCAAGAGUUGGAUCAAGUAAGGCGGGAAAAGGAUCGGUUGAAUGAAAAAUUACGGUAUACAGAGAGAAAGCUCCAGCAACAGGAAUCACUGUUAUUACUGCAAGAUACUAGGCAUCAUCAUCAUCAUCAUGAAAAACAACAACAACAUCAAGCAAUACUUCCUCCACGCAAAGCAUUAGAAGAAGAGCGGUGACGAUGACUUUUGUAUGUACCGUCAUUUACUCUAGUAGAAUAACUCCGGCUGGCCCGUGAAAAGAAGGAUCCUGUGCUCCAACAGUAUACAAGCAACCUUCUUCUGCUUGUUUCCCCCCCUCACUAUGUAUUAUAUCCAAUUGUUUUCUGUUUGUGGAUAGUGUAGUAUGCCAUUAAAGUAUGCACGCUUCUGUAGUACUAUGCACCCUCAACAACAAAAAAGCUUAAAUUGAAUUUGUGUUACUCCCUUUUGUUAUCGUGCGGUGUCAUCCAUUGGCAUACAAAGCACGCACAACAAAAUGUAUGAUAUGUAUAACCUGUGGGCUUGUAAUAUGUAUGUUAUGAGAAAAAGG